GUCAGGACUUAAGAAAAUAUAUUACAGUGGAACCAGUGAUAUUUUUCUUCAUGACUGGGAUAUUUCUACAAACCCCAGCAUAUCAACAGCUUAUACUGAGCAAGGUGUGUCAAGAACUGUACAAUGAUACAAUAUGUGAAAAUAUUCAACAAAACCAACACCAUUUGAAAUCAAUACAAAGUAAAGGAUCCUAUCUAAUAUUGAUAUACAUUGCAAUUAUGAGCCUGCUGUCCAUAAUACCAGCUCUUAUUCUUGGAACUUGUUCAGAUGUUGGUAGUCGCAAACCUGGAAUGGCCUUACCAUGCAUCUUUUCAAUAGCAGCUGGGGGACUUUUGAUUGUCGUUGAUUAUCUUAAAACAAUGAAUGUUUACUGGACAUUUGGGGCUGCAGCUUUAAUUGGCAUUUCUGGAGGUCAUGUUGCUAUGUUUUUAAGUGUUUUUAGCUAUUUGGCAGAUGUCACCAAAAACUCAAACCGCACUUUGCGAAUGGGCAUUGCAGAAUCUAUGAUAUUUAUUGGAGGGAUGCUUGGAUUUUUUUUAGGUGGCAAUUUGAUGCAGUAUAGUACAUUUACUGUUAUAUUUGGGAUCUUCUGUGGCUGUAACCUAAUAGCAACAAUUUUUGUAAUUUUUUGGUUACAAGAAUCAACACAGAACAAUGAUGAUCAGAGUCUUUACCAAGAAUGUCAUUGCAAUGAAAACCAAGAAGUAACACAGGAAACCUCAGUUAGCAUUUAUAUAAAAAGAGCUUUUCAAAGUAUCUUCAGGCAUCGAGAAGCACAAAACAGAUUGAAGAUACACCUCAUCCUGAUAUGUAUUUUCUUAAUAAACCUCUGCAAUGUUGGAGAACAAUCAAUUAUGCUGAUGUACUUGAGCUAUCCUCCAAGGCUUUUUAGCAAUCAGAUGUAUGGUUGGUUUACAUCAUCCAAAAUGUUAAUUUCGGGAUUAUGCCUACUCUGCAGUUUUCAUUGCCUGUUAACGCAUGUCGAAGAAACAACACUUGCCAAGAUUGGAAUUUUAAUGAGAGCCGCGUCUUUUCUACUGCUAGCUUUUUCAACUACCAAAUGGAUGGUUUUCUUAAGUUCAAUAAUAAAUGCCCCUAGUGGAUAUACAAUGGCAGUGCUAAGAUCACUCUCAUCUAAGAUAGCACAUCCCAGUGAACAAGGUGCAAUGUUCUCCUUUCUAGCAUCUGUGGAGACUAUUUGUUUGCUUGUUGGGGCAGCACUUUUUAAUGGACUUUAUCCAGAAACCUUAUCAACCUUUCCAGGGAUAUGUUUUAUUAUCAUGGCAACGUUCCAGAUCAUCACCUUGGUAUUGACUCAAUGGAUCAGUGAAAUACCGACAGCACAUCCCAUGGUUCUAAUCAAUGAAGAAUAAUUUACAGACAAUGACUCAAAAUAGAGGAUACGACUGAAGAACUGAUCUGUUUUAAUUAAAAUAAUUACUUUUUAUUUCUCUUGUUAGCACUUGAAUAAUAUUAGCCAAAUGCUAGUAUUAUGCAGUCACAGUAGUUUGCGAACAUACAGAAUGAUUGCAAUCAAAUGAAAUGAGGAGGCUUAAGUACUUGAAAAUAAUAUUACUUU
Molecule: messenger RNA, 1579 nt
Organism: Pelobates fuscus (common spadefoot toad)
Lineage: Eukaryota; Metazoa; Chordata; Amphibia; Anura; Pelobatidae
Product: proton-coupled folate transporter-like
Exons: 7
Coding region: 51-1373 (440 amino acids)
Biological process (GO): transmembrane transport
Cellular component (GO): membrane
Molecular function (GO): transmembrane transporter activity
Source: RefSeq, a predicted model, not a curated record